AUGGCAGAUGCUAACAGAGAAACAUUAUUCGAUGAAACUGCUAAGUCUAUGCUUACAUGGAUUACUGAAGUUAGCUCACAAAUAGUUACUACUACAGAAGAAGUUACUGAAGAAAUCGGUCUCGUUGAAAUCAAUGAACAUCUCAAAGAUCAAGAACGCAAGGAUCAAGAAUUGGCUGCCAAACGCCGAAUGCUUCAAGAUAUGGCGACUCAUGCAGAAAAACUCAAAGAACAAUAUCCUGAACGUCGUGAAGAGUUUGAACAAGUUCACCAGGAAGUGCGUAUUCGUCUUACUGAAUUAGAAGCUCCUCUAGCUGAUCGCCGUGAUCGCCUUGUUAAACAAAAGAGAGUUCGUCAAUUCUUACGAGAUAUUGAAGACGAGAAGGACUGGAUUAAAGAAAAGUUGGCACUUAUUGAAGACUCAUGCAAGCUUGGAAGUUCAUUACUUGCCACACAACAACUUAUAAGACGUCAUCGCAUGCUGUCUAACGAAGUAGAUAAUCACCGUCCACGUAUUGAUGCCGUUUGUCACGAAGGCGAACAAAUGAUACUUGAAGGUCAUCCACGAAGCGAUCGAUUCCGUGAAGCCAUAGAUGAAUUAUGGGUGUUAUGGGAACAAUUACAACAUGUAGUAGGAGAAAGACAAGAACAAUUAACACGAAAUGAAGUUGCUCAGCAGUAUCUAUUCGAUGCAAGCGAAGCUGAAGCUUGGAUGGGAGAGCAAGAACUUUACUUAAUGGGUGAUGAACGUGCAAAGGAUGAACAAGGCGCUAAUAACGCAAUUAAAAAGCAUGAACAACUACAAAAAACGGUAGAGAACUAUGCCACAGAAAUCCGUGGAUUAGGUGAACGAUGCCAGGCUUUAUUGGAAGCCAAUCAUCCUGAGUCUGAAGCUGUUGUCGCUAAACAGGCACGCAUUGACAAGAUGUAUGCGGGUUUACGUGACCUGUGUAGUGAACGCCGGGCAAGGCUUGAUGAGAUUCUGAAGUUGUAUCAUCUCUUACGAGAUAUUUUAGAUCUUGAGGCUUGGAUUGCAGAACGUAUCUUGGUAGCAAGUAGUCAUGAAGUUGGUGCAGAUUACGAACAUUGUUGUUUACUUCGAGAACGUUUCACCGAAUUUUCUCGUGAAACAAAUGAACUUGGAAAAUAUCGUAUUAGUGCAGCGAAUGAAUUAUGUAACGCUCUUAUUGGUCAGGGUCACAGCGAAGCUGCUGAAAUCGCCAGUUGGAAGGAUCGAAUUAAUGAAGCAUGGGCUGAUCUACUGGAGCUCAUUGAUACACGUAUUCAACUUUUGAAAACUGCAUGGGAUCUACAUAAAUUUUUGGCAGAUUGCCAAGAUGUUCUCGAUCGUAUUGUCGACAAAGUCAGCAGUAUUCCAGAAGAAGUUGGACGUGAUGCUAAAGCUGUCGCUGCACUUCAACGCAAACACAAUACAUUUGAAUGUGAACUGGCACGUCUUGGAUCACGAGUGGAAGGGAUCGUAGAAGCGGCUAAUAGCUUACUACCGUCUUACGCCGCAGAUAAAGAGCGUCUUAUAUGUGACCGCCGGGACGAAGUUAUUCAUGCAUGGCGACAACUACAGUGUGCUGCGGAACAACGUAAAGCACGCUUACAUGAUGCCUCUGAUGUCCAUCGUUUCUUCUCUAUGGUACGUGAACUUCGUUUGUGGAUGGAUACUAUUCGUAUGGAGAUGACUACUAAAGAAAAGCCAAGGGAUGUAUCCGGAGUUGAAUUGCUGAUGAAUAGUCAUCGUAGCCUAAUGGCUGAAAUAGAUGCUCGAGAGGAAAACUUCAGCAUUUGCCUAAGUUUAGGUCGAACUCUUCUAAAUCGUCGACAUCCUCAAGAAGAAGAAGUCAGAAAAAAAUGCAUUCAGCUGGUAACUGAAAAAAUUUUGCUGAAUGACCAAUGGGCAGAGCGAUGGGAAACAUUAAGUCUUCUUAUGGAGGUAUAUGAGUUUGCUCGGGACGCUGAGAUAGCAGAUACUUGGCUUACGUCACAAGAAGCUUAUCUUAAUAACACUGAUUUGGGUGAAACGUUAGAUGAAACCUUAGCAUUGUUGAAAAAACAUUUUGCAUUUGAACGUGCAGCCGCUACACAAGAAGAACGUUUCCGAGAGUUAGAGAAACUUACAACUCUUGAAUUGAAAGCACGUGAAAGAACUCCAGAAACCGAGGCUGCCAGGCAAUUGGAAAAAGAAAGGAAAAUAGCUGAAGCUGUUAGAGAAUUUCAGCCACCUCCACCUCCUGUGUCCGUACCUGUACAAACGCCGGUUUCAGAGGCUGAUAGGCGGGCUGUGGAUAUCAGAGAUGCUGAACAAGGUAGUAGUCGUCUUCCAACGGUAACCACCCCAAGACAUGAACGUGGAAGUUCUGAUGUUGGUAAACCUGUCCCUCGUGACUUUGAAGGUGUUUUAACACGUAAACAUGAAUGGGAAACAGGCACAAAGAAAGCUUCUUCUCGCUCUUGGCAUGAGUUGUAUUUUGUCCUCUCUGCAACGUCUUUCACACUUUCUGCCUAUAAAGAGCAAAAACAUGCCAAAGAAAGACCUGGGGAUUUAUAUCGACAUGAACUCCCUGUUAAUUUAGUGGGCGCUUCCGCUGCACCUGCGUACAACUACGCCAAACGCUCUUUUGUAUUCCGUCUCAAACUUUCGAACGGAGGUGAAUCUCUAUUUCAAGCACAUUCUGAAAAACAUAUGCAUAGCUGGGUUCAAGCUAUUAAUGCAGUGGCAUCAAGUGCAAGUGGGCAACCAAUGGAGUCUUCUUCAUCUGCUGGAGGACGAGCUGCCACUUUACCUUCUGGAGUUGCUCCUGAGUCUCAAGUAGCUAGUAGCUCUUCUGCUCCCGGGAAGAAAAAGUUUUUCACUUUAGGUCGCAAAAAGUAG
Schistosoma mattheei is the source of this 2883-nucleotide messenger RNA. The record is from the annotation of a GenBank genome assembly. Lineage: Eukaryota; Metazoa; Platyhelminthes; Trematoda; Strigeidida; Schistosomatidae.